Malaclemys terrapin pileata is the source of this 1263-nucleotide messenger RNA. It is a transcript of the gene EPOR, whose product is annotated as erythropoietin receptor. Lineage: Eukaryota; Metazoa; Chordata; Testudines; Emydidae. The record is from RefSeq and is a predicted model, not a curated record. The transcript has 7 exons. Gene Ontology annotation, molecular function: protein binding; cytokine receptor activity. Bases 1 to 1263 code for a protein of 420 amino acids. Gene Ontology annotation, biological process: positive regulation of cell population proliferation; cytokine-mediated signaling pathway; hemopoiesis. Gene Ontology annotation, cellular component: external side of plasma membrane; membrane.
AUGUUUCACGCGCUGCCUGGAGGACCUGACCUGCUUCUGGGAGAGCAGCAGCCCCCCGAGUGCCACGGAAUACGGCUUCUUCUACGUCGUGGAGACACCCCGUCCUUCACCCCCCUGCGCGUCGGCGCAUACGCCGGCAACAGCAGCAACGUUAUCCACUCCCGCACCAUCAUGAUCAACCAAGUGGUUCUCCUGGAGCCUCCGUCCAACCUGACGGCGCGCACGACCGAGAGCCCGGGGCAGCUGGCGGUGAGCUGGCAGCCGCCCGGCCUGCGCUACCUGGAGAGCAGCCUGCGCUACGAGGUGGCCUUCGCCCCCGAGGGCGCCGAGCGCCAGACGGUCAACAUCCCCGACGGCCGCACCGAGUGUCUCAUCCUCAACCUGCGGGGCCGGACCCGCUACGCCCUGGCCGUGCGCGUCAAGCCCGACGGCGUCAGCUACAGCGGCUACUGGAGCGCCUGGUCGGCGCCGGUCACCGUGGUGACGCCCCGCGAUCUGGACCCCCUGAUCCUGUCGCUGUCUCUCAUCCUGUUGCUCAUCGUGGUGCUCCUGGCCCUCUUUGCCCUGCUCACCCACCGCAGGUUUUUGAAGAAGAAGCUGUGGCCGGUGAUUCCCAGCCCGGAGCACAAAUUCGAGGGGCUUUUCACCCUCUACAAGGGGAACUUCCAGCUCUGGCUGGGACAAAGAAAUGCCUACCUGUGGUGGAGCGCGAACCCUGGCUAUUUGGAGGAGCAGCCCACCAUGCUGGAAGUGCUGUCCGAGGGCCGCGAAUCCAAGGCGGAGGGGCCGGUGCCCCCUUUGCCCCCCAAAGCCCAGGGCUUGGUCCCGCCCGCCCGCCCUGAGCCGCCCGCGGAGCCCCAGGAUGACUACCUGGUGCUGGAUGAACAGCUGAUGCCAUGCAGUCUCGGCAAGGACUCUCUGCUCCUGCCGGAUGCCCGGAGCAGUGCGAGCUCUGAAGCCCCCCCUGCCAUGGGGCAGGAGCUGGGCUCCCCGGGGGCGACACCGGAGCCCGUCCCAGAGGAGCGGGUCUCGUCCUCCUCCAGCUUCGAGUACACCGUCUUUGACCCCAGUUCGGAGCUGCUGGCACCCUGUGGGCACCAGCGCCCGCUCAAAUACAGCUACCUGCUGGUGUCCGACUCCGGGAUCUCCGCUGACUACAGCCCCCUGGGCACCAGCACCAACCGGCCCAACCUCUACACCAACCUGUGCCAGGAGGAGUGCCAGGCCCAGCCCUUCCCAGCCAGCUACGUGGUGUGCUCAUAG